Molecule: messenger RNA, 2673 nt
Organism: Cryptomeria japonica (Japanese cedar)
Lineage: Eukaryota; Viridiplantae; Streptophyta; Pinopsida; Cupressales; Cupressaceae
Exons: 5
Coding region: 22-2673 (883 amino acids)
Molecular function (GO): protein binding
Source: RefSeq, a predicted model, not a curated record
CUUGCCUUGAAAUUCUUAACAAUGAAUCUACCAUGCUGUCAGCUUCCUCGAUCUCUAAGGGGUAUAGUUUAUGAAGUGCCACAUUCAGUCUGUGAGUUUGCAGCAGUUCCACUGGAAAAUAUGAAAACUUUGGAAAGUUUUGAAGUGCAAUCCAGCAAACCGGUAAAACUUCCGGAAGGGUUCAAGCUUCCUGCAUCUGUAGAACGGUUGACGUUAACCAGGUGCAGAAAAUUACCAGAAACAUUCAGCCACUUAACUAAUGCUGAGUUUCUUGAUUUGAGUAAUUGUCAUUUUGAAUCUUUGCCUCAAGGAUUCGGACGACUUGCCAGCUUGAAAUAUUUGUAUAUGAAGUACUGCCCCAGUCUGAAAUAUCUCUCUGAAGGAUUUGGCUCAUUAUGUUCAUUGACUGAGUUGAGUGUAGAGGGAUGCACCCGUUUAGAAAAUUUAUCCGCUCACUUUGGAAGGUUGACUGCACUGCAAAAGCUUUGGAUGGGAGAAUGCGAGAGUUUGAGGACACUGCCUGAAGACUUUGGCGGCUUAUCUUCUCUUCAAUAUUUGGAUAUAAGGGGAUGCAUCGGCCUGGAGCGAUUGCCAGAAAGUUUUUCGAGGCUUUCCAUAAAUUCCUUAGAUCUGGAAUCGUUGCCUAGUUUAGAUGAACUUCCGCAAAGUAUUGGAAACAUGCCAUCUCUGACUCGCCUCAUGAUAAAAUCUUGCAAUUCAUUAACUACUCUUCCCAAUAGCCUUGUGCAAUUGAAAAUGUUGAAGAAUUUGACAAUAGAUAGCUGUAAUAAGCUUGCUGCUCUCCCGAAGGACUUCGGCCACCUAACUUCCUUAACACACAUGACCGUGGAUAAUUGCCCUGCUCUAAAGGAGUUGCCUGAUGGGUUUCAUGCACUUCCUGUGUUGAAAAUACUAGAGCUGAAAAGAUGCAAAGAUUUAGUCAGUCUUUCGCCAGACCUAGGCCAGCUCAACUGUUUGGAAGAGUUGUACAUUCUCAGGUUGCCCUUGUCGAGUCUUCCGAAAGGAUUCAGCAAUUUGAAAAGCUUAAGGAAAUUGGCGAUAGUUACUGGAUUCAAAUUGGAAACGUUGCCGGAUGAUAUAGAAAAUUUGGUCUCCUUAAGGAGACUGACUCUGUGCUUAUGUCCAAUAUUGGAUGGGAUAACUAUGGAGAGAAUAGUGAAAUUGCAGAAUUGUUAUUAUGUAGAUAUAGGAUCAAGUCCUAAAUUGAUUCAAAGGUGGGAAGAGAUGCAGAACAAGGAAGAAUAUCCUAUUGUUGUGUGGACUAAGUCCUUAAAGCGUGAAGUUGAUUUGGAUUGGCAAAGGGCUACAAGAGUAGCUUUGUUCAGUCUGAAUUGCAAAGAGUUGAAUGGCACCGGUGAUGAACUGAUAGAUCGCUCUUCAAUUGUCAUUAACGUGGACACAACUGUUGCAGUCAUUUCACUCCCUUUUCAUUUGCAAUCCCAUCAUGAAGUCCCUUUGAAAAACAUGUGCGAGUUGGCGAGGAGAAGAUCAACGACAGCUUGUUCUGGGCAGCUUCAGGUUAUUAUUUGUCUCAAAGGAUUUGAACUGGAAGGACAGAGAGUAAGUGCAGAGAAAGAGGAAGAGAGCAUUGAAAAAGCUCUUAAGUGGCUGCCAGAAGGAUCAUGUGCCAUUCCUGUCUCCGACAUCAGACGCCGUUUCUUAGUUAAGGAUGUCUUCUUUGAGUAUUAUUCGGAAGAAAGCGGACCUGCAUGUUUCAUAGCGGAUGUCCGGGUGCAGAGUAACGGCCAGACAGUUUUUGUGGAUGGCGAAAGAAUGGGGCAAGAUGAUGCUUCAGAAAAGUUGAAGCAAAAUUUUCACAAGUCCAAAAGUGAGGAGGAAGAAAACGAGUCUCCCGACGAGCUACAAGAGUGUCUGAAACUUCUUUGCAACAACGAAGAGGGCGAAAGUGAGAGGUCCAUCCAAUCACCACAAUUGGCAGAAAUAAAUAUGUUAAAAAUGUUUGCGCAAGCAUUGAAGAAAAAGGGCAUACAUCACUUUCUUGACCGCAAUAUGGAGGAGUACGUUCAUAUAAAUCAAUUAGAAGGAAAAGAUGUAUGUUUCAUUAUAUGUGAUUUAAGUACUGUAGAACAUACAAAAAUACAACAAUUCUGCAAAGAUCUUCAAAGUUUCAAUUGUGAAGGAGUUUUGAUUGUUCUAUCAAGCAAUGAAAAACAUGGAAUUGGUACUUAUAUGAGGACAUGUGGAUACAUGUCUUUGGCAGCUCUUCUCAAUCCUGUGAUAACUCAAGGCAUCAAAGAAGCUAACGCAAAUUUCAUUCUUCUCAAUAGGGAAGGAAAGAUAAUUAGUAGAGCUCCACUAUCACUUGUGAUGUCAUGGGACAUUAAAGCAUAUCCAUUUGGAAAAUCUGAAGUAGGAAAAAUAAUCUCCAAGCUGCAUGAUAAAUCAACUCUAGAAUUUCUUCUAGAAGAUAUGGAUAUUCUAGAUCAUGAAGGGAGUAAAGUGGAAAAGCAAUUUAUUAAUAACAAACUUAUCUUUUUAUAUGUUGAACCUCCAACUCAUGAGUUCAAAAUGAAGAAUGGAAGCAAGAACCCACAGACAGGAAGUGAUGAGAAGGGAAAGCAGAAGAUUGAUGACAUUCAGAAGGAGCAUGAGGAUAAGUGGGUUAUGAAGUCUGAGGCUCAACUGACAUAA